AUGACAGCGAAAAUAUUCCAUGAGCUUUGCGAAAGAAGAGAGGACUUCAACAAUUUCUUUGGUGUCGCUCUCACUUAUCAAAAACAUAACAAUGGAUUUGCGGUUGAAGCCGUGCCAGUGCGUGGCCAGGCGACAGAGGAAAGUGUUGCAAAAGCAACUUCUUUUCUCGGCGCAUUUGCUAUGUACAACAGCGACAACGAAUGCGAUGUGAUUCCGUUUCCCUCAGUUUUGAAACCGCUUUUCAAAGAUUGCCUCGGUGGCCAUCUGCGAAAUAUCAUAGAAAUGGAGAACAAUGUCCGUCUCGAUCAGUUAGACUCUUCUUCUCACGAUAUCGCUAUUUUCGGGGACGCUGAUGGUCGACUGGAAGUGUUAUCCCAGCUGCUUGAAUUCAGUGAAGUCAUCAAUGGGAAAGCAGCGCCUCCUAACGAGCCCACUGAUCACCACGUCCAAGAACAGCUUGAGAUGAUUUUUCGGGAAGUAAAAGAGCCGGAUAGCAACAAACGACAGAUUUACGCACUUCCCUUUGGCGCGAAACGAUUUCUAUCGAGAUAUCUAAAUUCAAAAAACAUAAAUUUCAAAAGAAUUCGCGAUGAAAAUUCACAAGUUCGCGCAGCUCCAGUUCCUUCAGCCACGCCACCUAGAAUCAGAAACGCAUUUUUGUCUAAUUUCAAUCAAGAAGCAGCAAUGCGCGCAUCACAGCGAGCUCCGACACCACCGGAAAUAGUCAAUCUCCUCGAUGAUUCCGAAGUUAGCCACCCCAGAGCACCUCCUGCUGAAGUCAACCCUGAUCAAAUGGGAGAGCGAAUUUUUAAUGAACUACAGGAAAUCAAUCCCGACUGGGAUUUGGAAGGAGCUCAAAUGGAAUGGCUCGUUUACGUAGAAGACUGCAAGGAACAAAAUCGACCUGUAAAUUACAGGGAAGCGAUGGAAAGAAUCAAGAAAGUUGCAGCUCCACCAGCCGAGCCUGCUUUCGACACGUCAAUUAACCAGGCAAUUGGCCAACAAAUCAUCAGAGAGAUUGAACAGCGACAUAAGAACUGGAACAUCGAAAAGGCCCAACUUGAGAUGUUGAAAAUCAUAGAAGAGUGCAACGAGAAAUCGAUGAGGGUUGAUGUCAAUGAAGCUCUUCGAAGAAUUGAAUUGGAGGCAAGCUUUGAUUUGGAAGAUUUGACGAUUGAAGAGGAUGAUGAGCCGAUGGAGAAGCUUGGAAUUGAAGAUGAUGUCAUCCAAGCUUGGUUUACUGAAAAUUAUGAAGACUCGAAGGCAUAUAAUAUGAGCAUUUACAAAAGCGAUCUCUUCAAAGAUUUCACAUCGCAUUUCGAGCUCUACUACUCCGGCGAAAACCACACUCGCCACUACCUCUCCUUCAUUGAAGUCAUUCACAAUUUUCUGAGCAAGAACAAGGCUCAAUUCCCUAAUGUGAAAACGAAGGGAAAUACAGGCGUCAAUGCCAAGAAGAGAUUUCAGUACCUACGAAGAAAAGGAACCGACAACGCGCUGCCAGUCGAAAUUCCAAGUCCUCGGACACAAGAAGACAGUAUUCCAGCUCCAAUUUUAGUCGAGCAGAGCUUCCGAUCUGUUCAAAAAGCGAAGAAAAACGAAGGUGAUACCGACAGAUACACACUGAAGUGCCCCUGGAAUCCGCAAUACAGCAAUCUUUAUCCAGGAGGAGAAGAAGGCGAUCCAAGCUGUCGCCGGAUCGUUAUUGAUGGAUCCAAUAUCGCCCGAAGCCACGGGAAAGUUGGCGAAAUUAAACGACAGCACAAGGCAGAGAUGUUUUCGAUCAUCGGAAUCAAGAUAACUGUCGAGCACUUUUGGAGUCUUGGCUGUCGCUCCGUUACUGUAUUUCUCCCGCAUAGUCGACAGGGAAAUAAAGGAAGCCCGAAGAUUCCAGAGAAGGAAAGAAAACUGCAGGAAGAGAUGGAAAAGGAAGACAUCAUCAAAUACACGCCGGGAAGAUACCACAAGGGUACCAAGAAAUUCAUCCAGGCUUAUGAUGAUAGAUAUAUUUUGGAUAUGGCAAAGGCGGAAGAUGGAAUCGUAGUCUCAAAUGACCAGUAUCGAGAUUUGUACGAUGAGUUCAUGGACGUCAUCAAUUGGAGACUAUUACCGUUCGUUAUGACAGCAGACAGAAUCAUGAUUCAUGCGCAAGAUCUUCCCUUCUCGGCGGAAAAACCACGCGUUACUCUCGAGCAGUUCAUCCGAAAAAAUAACUGA
Oikopleura dioica is the source of this 2217-nucleotide messenger RNA. The record is from the annotation of a GenBank genome assembly. Lineage: Eukaryota; Metazoa; Chordata; Appendicularia; Copelata; Oikopleuridae.